Messenger RNA from Melanotaenia boesemani (Boeseman's rainbowfish), 841 nucleotides. RefSeq names its product receptor-transporting protein 3-like. Lineage: Eukaryota; Metazoa; Chordata; Actinopteri; Atheriniformes; Melanotaeniidae. The record is from RefSeq and is a predicted model, not a curated record. Gene Ontology annotation, molecular function: olfactory receptor binding. Bases 127 to 651 code for a protein of 174 amino acids. The transcript has 3 exons. Gene Ontology annotation, biological process: protein insertion into membrane; protein targeting to membrane.
UUCGUUUCUGGAAUAACAGCUGAUGCCAUAAUAUAAAUAGUGAGGUUGCAGCCAGCAGAUCCAGAAGUUAAACACAUCUUCAAAUCGACGUUUCAGAGGCUCCUUAGACACCAGACCACAAUCAACAUGAACGAGUGGGUCCCUUCCUUGUGGUUAGACAUCUUUGAUGAACUGCUGAAUGAUGACAAUGAGCUGGACUAUGGAGACGAGUGGACUCUCAACUUUAACUACAGUCAGACAGACAAAGUGACCAAAGAGGAGAGGAAGAGGGGCUGGAGAGUGUACAGCCACUGUGCCUAUGGAAGAUUUAAGUGUGGAUCCUGCAGCAAAACCUGGCCUUCUGCACGUGUGGUAUUAUUGUUUCGAUACCGGCUGCGGAAUGGUCGUGGCACAGUGAUCAUGCGGCCCUUUGGUCAGGCCUGUCGACGUUGCCAAGACGACGAGUUUGACCUCCCAGGUUUUGUAACAAAAGACGCAGAGCGAGCUUUGCUCAGGCUGUUUUCCAGGAUCCGGAAGAACUGCUACGGUGAGGAGGAUGAAGAUGGUGGCUCAUCAGCAUCCUCUACUAAAGUGUACACCAAACCCCAUGAAAAGACACUGUGUGAGGCCUGUCGAAUGGGGAUUUGCUGUCAGGAUGAUGAUGAUGAUUAAAAAUGUGUAUAUGUACAGGUUUAUGGAAGACAGAAAAAAAUCUGUUUUUUUUUUUUUUUAAUUUUAUUUAAUUUUUAAUGUUUUUAAUUGAAGUUAUGACAUGUUAACAAAUUGUUACUUGUUAAAACUUUUUGAUUAGCAAAGAGUUGUAUAAUCGCCUACUAUUCAUUUUCCACAUAUUAAACUUAUG